Saccostrea echinata is the source of this 2647-nucleotide messenger RNA. RefSeq names its product heat shock 70 kDa protein 12A-like. The record is from RefSeq and is a predicted model, not a curated record. The coding region runs from base 62 to 2098 and encodes 678 amino acids. Gene Ontology annotation, molecular function: ATP-dependent protein folding chaperone; ATP binding. The transcript is spliced from 9 exons. NCBI's taxonomy places the organism in Eukaryota, Metazoa, Mollusca, Bivalvia, Ostreida, Ostreidae.
GUCCAACUUCUCUCUUCCGGGUCAGCUAAGAACUUGAAGUGGAAACUAUGGUUUUGUAAAUAUGGGAAAUAAACAAGGAAAGGAGGAAGAUGGACCCUCAAAAAAAUCAUCAUCGGAUGAGAAGACAAAAGGUGCUACGGGGGAGUCCAUCCCAAGUCGUAAGAGAUUGCCAGUCAGUGAAAGUACGGAGGAGAGCAUACCAGGUGUAACAGGGCGCAGAACCAAACGUCACAGCAACAGUGACGUCACAAAAUCAUCAGCUGCAAAGGGUAGAUCUACUAUGCCACAACAGACAACCCAUGUCAUAUCUCCCAGUGCUGUAUGGAAAAAUGAAGGUGCAGAAGUUGUUGAACUGACCAUUAAACAUGAUCGUUUGGUAGUAGCUGCCAUUGACUUUGGUACUUAUGGAUCAGGAUUUGCCUUGUGCACUAGAUCAGAUUACAAAAAAGAUCGCAACAAGAUUUUUGUACAUACUUGGAACAGUGGGACAGCCAUCACUAACAAGGCUCCUACAACAGUACUGAUCAAACCUAACGGCAGAGACUAUGUCAGCUUUGGUUAUGAAGCAGAGAGAGAUUUUGUGGACAUGGAUCCUUCAGAACAAAAGAAACACUAUCUAUUCAGGCAGUUCAAAAUGAAGCUAUUUAAUAAUGCUGAACUCUCUGAGUCUACAAAACUCAAAGAUAUCACGGACAAGGAACUGCCUGCUGUUGACGUCUUUGCUGCAGUGAUGCGGUUUUUCCGGGAGAGCUUACAGAAACGACUUGAUACAAAGUCUACAGAAGACUUCUCAUAUGAUGAUGUGUACUGGGUUGUAACCGUGCCUGCCAUAUGGGACCUUAGAGCUAAGCAGUUCAUGAGGAAAGCUGCUGAAAAGGCUGGACUCAAAGACUCUCAGCUGUCCUUGGCACUUGAACCAGAAGCAGCAUCUAUGUACUGUCGCAAAGUCCCGGUAGAAAUAAGCACACAGAGAGAUGGAGCAAAGCAGAUAGCUUCACUGCCCACAGGCUCCAAAUAUCUGGUGCUGGAUCUGGGAGGAGGUACCAUUGAUAUAACUGCCCAUGAAGUGACCUCUGAUGGGGGACUCAAAGAGCUACACCAGGCUAGUGGGGGGUACUAUGGGGGAACCUGUGUAAAUGAAGAAAUCAUGAAAUUCUUCAUACGACUCUUCGGUGGACCUGUUAUUAUGAGGCUCAAAGAAGAAAAUCCUGGUGACUACCUCGAUCUAAUGAAUGAUAUUGAGAUGAAAAAAUGUACUUUUAGUCCUAAAAUGAACAAAGAGAAAAUCACACUUCGACUUCCAGUUACAUUGUUAACUGCCUACAGGGAAGAUACUGAAUGUGAAAUUGAGGAAUCAUUGGAAAACACAACAUUUGCAGAUGAUGUGCACAUAAAACGUGACAAGAUGACAAUUUCCAAAAAACUCUUCCAUACCUUCUUUAAAAACUCUGUUGACAAUGUGGUCAGAAUUAUCAAAGAAAUCCUCGAUACACCAGGAAUGUCUGAUGUCAACACCUUGUUGGCAGUUGGUGGAUAUGCAGAGUCUCCAUUAAUGACAGAAACUCUAAAGACUGUGUUUGCUCACAAAAAAGUGGUGAUACCCACCGACCCAAGCCUAGCUGUGUUAAAAGGAGCAGUGAUAUAUGGCUUUGAGCCAGAGAUCAUAGCCUCCAGGGUAUGUAGGUAUACCUACGGAAUUGCCAAACAAGGAAUAUGGCAGGAGGGAGAUCCAGAAAGCAAGAAACUGCCACAAACAACUAGAAAAGGACUUCACUGGUGUGACGAUGUUUUUGACAAACAUGUAGAAGUGGGACAGGUUGUUAAAGUUGGGGAGUUUCAGGAACCCAAGGAUUAUUUUGCAGUGGAAGGCCAGGAAUUGGCUCUGUUAGAUUUUUAUGCUUCAACGCAGAAAAAUCCAAGGUUUGUUGAUGAGCCUGGCUGCACAUGUGUUGGAUCUUUUGUUUUAGACCUGUCAGGCAAGAAUUCCAGGGAAAAUAUCUUGGUCAGGAUAGGAGUGGGUGGGACAGAAUUGGAGGUAGAGGCCAAAGAAGAAAAAACAGGUCGUGUCUUCAAAUCAUACUGCAAUUUCCUGCCCUAGUCAACAUCUCAGAGUCUAGUUUCUUUUGAUUGUUCAAAAUUAAAUGGCAACUGGAAAUAUAGUGUAUCUGCUGAAUAUUCAGUAACCUUCUUUGAGUGCUUGUGUGUCCAUAUUUUGAAAGAGAUAAUGUAUGAAAAAUAUUUCUUUAGUCAUUUUAAUAGUUUUUCACAAGUUUUGUACGUUUGGUGCAAAUAUGUGAUGUCAAUGAUGUAGAAUUUGUUUGUUAUAUUGGAAAGAAACAUGUACAUCUUGCUUCUAGAUAGGAUCUGAUUUAUUAUAGAGAUCCAAAGUUCUAAGGUAGAAUUUAAAAAAAGACUUGAUUAAGUAGUACAGUUGUAAAUCAAAUUGCCAUACAUGUAUACCAGAGAUUAUUAAUAAAUUGUCAAGGUCAGAUAAAUUAAGAGGUUUUAUUUUUUUAUUUUGAUUCAUUUGUCAGAAAAAAAAGUAUUUAGUAUACUGUAAAUGUAAUGGUUAUUACUCUCGCAAUAGUUCUUAUGUACAUUUGGCUUUAUUUGAAGUUAAGAUUUUAUCUGUUAAAUAUAAUAUUUG